UUCAGUUCCAUGAAGGCCCUGCCCCCAUUACAUUACUUGUACGGUGAGGAUUCAAACUCCCUCAUAAAGUAAAGUCACUUGGUUGAGAUUUAGAUGCUAUAAAUAUUAGUAGAAUAAACCCAAAAUCUCCAUGAGUUGGUGGGAGAGAAGAAAGAAAGAAGAAAAGGGGUUUGGUUUUGUCUAGAGAAAAAGAAAAAUGGUUGAAGGACAGGAAAUCAGAAAGGGUCCAUGGACAGAGCAAGAAGACAUUCAACUGAUUUGCUUUGUGGGCUUAUUUGGCGAUCGAAGAUGGGAUUUCAUUGCAAAAGUUUCAGGUUUGAAGGUGGCGGGAGACAGUUACUAGGAUUGAAUAGGACAGGCAAAAGUUGCAGGCUUAGAUGGGUUAAUUACCUUCAUCCUGGUCUUAAGAGAGGCAAAAUGACUGUUCAAGAAGAAAGACUUGUGCUUGAACUUCACGCUAAAUGGGGAAACAGAUGGUCCAAAAUUGCUAGAAAAUUACCAGGUCGAACCGAUAAUGAAAUCAAGAACUACUGGAGAACCCACAUGAGGAAGAAAGCACAGGAGAAACGAAGGGCUUUGUCUUCAUCUUCUUCUUCCUCAUCAUCAUCAUCAUCUUCUUCUUCUUCUUCCUUCCACAACCCAGCAAAGGAAUUUCCUGCAGAUACUGGACCAGUGAAGUUUUUUGACUCGGGGGGGUCUGAAAUCUCAGCUUCAUCAUCAACAAAGAAGAAGAUAGAAGAAAAUCAAGAACUGGGUGAUCAAAAUGGAUACUCCAUGGAUGAUAUAUGGAAAGAUAUUGAGGUGUCAAAUCAUGAGAGUUUGAUUAUGAAUCAAGAUGUGUACAGUGAAGAAGACUGCAACAAUAAUAACUUUUCUUGUCCUGCUCUGAAUUCUCCUUCUUCAUGGGAGGAUUAUUACCGUGGGGAUUCUCUGUGGAAGAUGGAGGAGGAAGAAAGUAAGCUAAUAUUCUCUGGGUGGCCAGGCCAUGGCUUAGCUCAGCCUAAUCAGAAUUUUUUCUAUUGAAUUUUGUGUAUAAUCAGUAGUGAUUAAUUUGAUAAUUAUCUAAGAAGCGUGUUCCUUCUUGUGCUGUGUAAGUUAACAAAUGCCAUCGUAAGGUAGUAUCUUUUAGCUGUGUUUUUGUUCAUGUAACUAAGUUAAAGAAUAAUGGAAAGUGAUGGAUUUAGAUCCAUUUCCACUUGUGGGUUA
This is a messenger RNA of Benincasa hispida (wax gourd), 1206 nucleotides long. RefSeq names its product transcription factor MYB59-like. Gene Ontology annotation, molecular function: DNA-binding transcription factor activity; sequence-specific DNA binding. The record is from RefSeq and is a predicted model, not a curated record. Gene Ontology annotation, biological process: regulation of DNA-templated transcription. Gene Ontology annotation, cellular component: nucleus. NCBI's taxonomy places the organism in Eukaryota, Viridiplantae, Streptophyta, Magnoliopsida, Cucurbitales, Cucurbitaceae.